AUGAAAGAAGAAAAUAUCCAGUCCCAUCAGGUAGUGGUCGACUUACCGCCUACGCCUCCCGAAACAGUGAUUGAUGGAGAUGAUACAAACGGCGAAGAACUUCUCUCGUUACCUCUGCCACCUCCAUCUACAAUUCCCUCGAAGAUACUGGACAUCGACAUUCCAACGCCUGAUGCGCACGUACCGAGAGAUCCUCGACUGAUUCGACUAACUGGUGUUCACCCAUUCAACGUCGAGGCCCCUUUAACAGACCUGUUCAACGAGGGUUUCUUGACAAGUCCGGAGCUGUUCUACGUAAGGAAUCACGGCGCAGUACCAAUUGUUCAGGAUGAAGAUAUUCCAAAUUGGGAGUUCACGGUUGAAGGCCUCGUGGCCAAUCCUCUCAAGAUCACCCUGAGGGAGCUGCUAUCAGAAUAUGAAAAUGUUACAUAUCCAAUCACUCUAGUUUGCGCAGGCAACAGACGAAAGGAGCAGAACGUCGUCCGCAAAUCGAAAGGUUUCUCAUGGGGCCCCGCCGGUGUCUCAACCGCUCUGUUCACUGGAGUGGUAAUGGCAGACGUCAUCAAGAGGGCAAACCCUUUGAGGAAGGCGAGGUAUGUCUGCAUGGAAGGUGCCGACAAACUUCCAAAUGGCUACUACGGAACCUCGGUGAAACUCAAUUGGGUCAUGGACCCGAAUCGGGGCAUCAUGCUCGCUCACGGGAUGAAUGGCGAAAUGCUCCGACCAGAUCAUGGACAACCGUUGCGAGCAGUGAUUCCAGGUCAGAUUGGUGGCAGAAGUGUUAAGUGGCUGAAGAAGCUCAUAGUCACUGCUGAGCCAAGUGAUAAUUGGUACCACAUAUAUGACAACAGAGUUCUUCCGACGAUGGUGGAUCCAGAUGAGGCUGCUAAGAACCCAGCCUGGUGGAAAGACGAGCGCUAUGCGAUUUACGAUCUUAGCCCUAACUCCGCGAUUGCCUACCCCGCACACGAAGAACAACUUGCCAUUGCAGCAGCGCCAGAAGUAUAUACCGCUAGAGGCUAUGCUUACAGUGGAGGAGGCCGUCGCAUCACUAGAGUGGAGAUAUCAAUCGACAAAGGCAAGACGUGGAGACUCUCAAAUAUCGAAUAUGCCGAAGAUAGGUAUCGAGGUUUCGAAAACAAGCAAUUGUUUGGAGGGAGGCUCGAUAUGGACUGGCGGGAGACAUGUUUCUGCUGGUGUUUCUGGAGCUUGGAUAUCCCUGUGAAAGAACUUCAAGAGGCGAAAGAUAUUCUUGUUAGGUCAAUGGAUGAAAGCAUGUGCAUCCAACCAAGGGAUAUGUAUUGGUCAGUCUUGGGUAUGAUGAACAAUCCUUAUUACCGGAUAGUUAUUCACAGUGAGAACGGCUCACUUCGAUUCGAGCAUCCAACACAGCCUGCGCUCCUCCCUGGAGGCUGGAUGGAGAGGAUAAAGAAGGCUGGGGGCAAUUUGACAAACGGCCAAUGGGGUGAGAGGAUAGGCGGUGAAGCCGAUGAUGCAGUCGUCGUUGAAACACCAAAAGAGAUCAAGAUGACCAAGGAUGGCCUGGACCGGGAGAUCACAAUCGAUCAGCUCCGAAAACAUGAUAAAGCAGAACAGCCGUGGUUCGUCGUCAAUGGUGAGGUGUAUGACGGGACAGCAUUCCUGCAGGAGCAUCCAGGAGGAGCACAGAGUAUCAUCUCAGCUGCUGGGUUAGACAGCACUGACGAGUUCAUGGCAAUCCACAGUGAGACUGCUAAGGCGAUGAUGCCCUCCUAUCAUAUUGGAUCUCUGGAUGAGGCCUCCCGUAGAAUUCUUGCAGAAGGAGAACCGCAAAAUGAGUCCACUGAGCUAAGGCCGAUCUUCCUCAACUCAAGAGUGUGGAACAAAGCCCUUCUCCACUCGAAAGUUUCCGUAUCCUGGGACACCCGAAUCUUCACCUUCAAGCUGGAGCAUGACGACCAGCCACUUGGUCUGCCGACUGGCCAGCAUCUGAUGAUCCGACUUCGCGAUCCCGUGACGCAAGAAAACAUCAUUCGCAGCUACACCCCUAUUUCUCAGACCACAAGGAAAGGCUUCUGCGACGUCCUUGUGAAAGUCUAUUUUGACACGAAAGAGCGCGCCGGCGGCAAGAUGACGAAAGCACUCGAUGCGAUCCCAAUUGGUAAUACCGUAGACUUCAAAGGACCCAUUGGAAAAUUCGAAUACCUUGGCCAUGGUCUUUGCGCAGUCAACAGCGUGCAGCGACAAGUGAGGCGCUUCUUUAUGAUCUGUGGCGGUUCAGGCAUCACACCCAUCUUCCAGGUUCUCCGCGCCGUCAUGCAGGACAAGGAAGAUCCCACUACGUGCGUUGUUUUCGAUGGGAACCGUCUUGUCGAAGAUAUCCUCUGCAAAGAGGAUCUAGACACCUUUGCAAGAGACAAUGUCGACCGAUGUAAACUGAUCUAUACUCUCACCCAAGGCCCUGAAGACUGGCAAGGAUUGAGAGGCCGAAUCGGGGCAUCAUUGCUGGAAGAGCAUUGCGUCAGAGGGGAGGAUGAGGAUGCGUUGGUACUCAUCUGCGGUCCAGAAGCGCUUGAGAAGAGCGCACACGCUAUCCUAAAUGAGCAAGGCUGGUCGGAUGCAGAUUUGCUGUUCUUCUAGUCUCUUGUGCAAAGAAGCACGGGGAACGGGGGCUUCACGAGGACACAGACUUGCAAAAGUGGCGUUUUUGGGAGCAUCUGAAGCCUUUUC
Lindgomyces ingoldianus is the source of this 2709-nucleotide messenger RNA. Its product is annotated as nitrate reductase. The coding region runs from base 1 to 2619 and encodes 872 amino acids. Gene Ontology annotation, biological process: nitrate assimilation; nitric oxide biosynthetic process. Gene Ontology annotation, molecular function: molybdenum ion binding; molybdopterin cofactor binding; heme binding. The transcript is spliced from 6 exons. The record is from RefSeq and is a predicted model, not a curated record. NCBI's taxonomy places the organism in Eukaryota, Fungi, Ascomycota, Dothideomycetes, Pleosporales, Lindgomycetaceae.